AUGAAAUCUUCAUGUUUCCUCAUGCCCUCUUCGCCCAAUACCAAGAAUAUUUUGGCUGGUAUUACCAGUAACAGCAGCAGGUUCGACCCUGCCGACCAUGAGGUAAACUUGCACGCACUUCUCUCGCACGACGUUGCGCUAGAAGAUGUUGGAGGCACAUUCACCACCGACCAAAAGUUGUUCAUUCUUAAGAGAAUGAGUAUGGAUGGUUUAAUUGAUUUGGACAAAAUUCCCCCUUCGGCGACGUUCUUGAUUGAAAAGAUGCAAGAGCUUUCGGAGGAGGAAGCCGUUGAGAUUCUCAAGGAAUUCCUAAAUGACUUUAAGGACGACGUCAACAUUCUGGAUUCUGAUUAUAAGUUGGCUGAAAGGUUGGUCAAACAAGCACACUACAAACUCGGUGUGCAAUCUAAAGUGGAGCAAAUUCUGGAUGACAAUGAAAAAAAUUUGGGACAACUUUUAGUGGUAGAGGUUCCGUCACAGGAGGACUCACUUAAAGAUGACGACAUCAGACUCUUUUAUCAUAAUAUUACCGAUUGGAGUUUGCAAGUCAAAGUUGAAGCCGGUUUAAUUGCCUACCAUUCACCUUAUACUGAAGUCAGAAGUGUUACCGACCCUUAUGAUGACCCAUCAAUUGCGUGUGAAACACCUCGAGUGUACCUAGUUGGUAUAAUCUGGACCGCAAUUGGUUCCGUUAUUAAUCAAUUUUUUAAAGAACGGUACCCUUCUAUCUUUUUUGGAAGUCUGAUUGCCCAGGUUUUCAUCUAUCCUUCAGGUGUUUUGCUUAGCUUGAUAUUGCCUCACUGGAAAUUUACCAUUUGGAACAACACAAUCGAUUUGAAUCCCGGUCCUUGGACUUCGAAAGAGCAAAUGCUUGCAACACUCUUCUAUACCGUUUCUGGUGCAUCGCCGUAUGUUGCAUUGAAUAUUCUUGUUCAAAAGUCACCACUCUUUUAUGAUAACCAAUGGGCAACAUUUGGAUAUCAGGUUCUUUUGACACUUAGUACUCAAUUUGUUGGAUUUGGGUUGGCAGGUGUGAUGAGAAGAUUUGUGGUGUAUCCAGUUCAAGCCGUAUGGCCGACAAUGUUGCCCACAGUUGCUUUGAACAAGGCCCUCACUUCUGCAGAGCCAAGAGAGAUCAUUAAUGGUUGGACGAUUUCCAAAUACAACUUUUUCUUUUUCACGUUUGGAGCCUCGUUCUUAUACUUUUGGUUUCCAAAUUACCUUGCACAAUUCCUUUCAACUUUCAACUGGAUGACUUGGAUUAAGCCUGAUAAUUACAACCUUGCGAUGAUUACUGGUUCCGUGAACGGAUUGGGAUUGAAUCCAAUUCCUUCUUUUGAUUGGAAUGUUUUGAAUAAUCUUAAUGCAUUGGCAAUUCCCUUUUACUCAGUGGUGAACCAAGCGAUUGGAUGGUUUUUGGGAUUUUUCAUUAUCAUUGCGGUUUUCUACUCGAACAGUCACUGGUCCGCGUACUUGCCUAUCAACUCGAACAGGAUCUUUACCAACACGGGUAAAAGAUAUAACAUCAAGGCAAUUUUGAACGAAAAGGGGCUCUUUGAUCAGGAAAAAUAUAAUACGUAUGGUCCUCCUUAUUAUUCUGCGGCUAAUCUUGUCACCUAUGGUGCCUUUUUUGCACUUUACCCAUUUGCUUUUGUUUAUGAGUUGACAACCAAUUGGCGAGGAAAUUGGUUCGCCGUGAAGGGUUUUAUUCACGCUCUCCGAAACUUGAACCGGUCCAAUUACGACGGUUAUAAUGACCCCUUUAGUCGCCUGAUGCUGAAAUACAGAGAAGUGCCGGAUUGGGUUUUCCUUGUCGUCUUGGUUAUAUCAAUUGUGUUGGGCAUCCUUUGCGUCAAGCUCUAUCCUGCCGAAACUCCGGUGUGGGGUAUCUUCUUUGCUAUUGUUAUAAAUUUUGUCUUCUUGAUUCCUUUGGCCGCAAUCUACGCGAGAACAGGUUACUCGUUCGGUUUAAACGUUUUGGUGGAACUCAUUGUUGGUUAUGCUAUACCCGGUAAUGGACUUGCCUUGAUGUUCAUCAAGGCGCUCGGGACUAACAUUGAGAAUCAGGCUGAGAACUAUAUUACGAACCAGAAAAUGGCUCAUUAUACUAGUAUUCCUCCUUGGGCAUUAUUCAGAUGCCAAAUGGUGUCGGUUCUCAUCAACUGUUUCGUGUUUUUGGGUAUUUUGAGCUUUCAGCUCACGGGUAUCAAAGACUAUUGCGAACCUUUCAACAAGGAAAAAUUCACCUGUCCUGGUUCCAAUACGUUCUUUUCCUCAUCUGUGCUUUGGGGUGUGAUUGGGCCAAAGAGAGUUUUCGAUGGCUUAUAUCCUAUUUUGAAAUACUGUUUCUUGAUUGGGUUCCUAUUGACGAUUCCAGCAAUCGCUUUCAAAUGGUAUGGUCCAAGAAAAUUGACCAAGUACUUCCAGCCCACUUUGAUAAUCGGUGGAAUCAUAAUUUAUGCUCCUUAUAACCUCUCAUACUAUACCGGCGGAUUGUAUUUGUCGGCGAUCUUCAUGUGGUAUUUAAGGACAAGGAAAACAGCUUGGUGGGAAAAAUACAAUUACAUAUUUUCCGCUGGGAUGGCAGCUGGAAUCGCGUUCAGCGGGAUCAUCAUCUUCUUUGCUGUUCAAUACCAUGACAAGAGUAUCAACUGGUGGGGUAACACGGUGAUGUACGAGGGAUACGACGGCGUCGCAAUAGGAAGAUUGAAUGCGACGUUAUCAGCACCAGAUGGUUAUUUUGGACCAAGGAAAGGUCACUUCCCUUGA
Messenger RNA from Meyerozyma guilliermondii ATCC 6260, 2769 nucleotides. RefSeq lists its product as uncharacterized. NCBI's taxonomy places the organism in Eukaryota, Fungi, Ascomycota, Pichiomycetes, Serinales, Debaryomycetaceae. Gene Ontology annotation, biological process: transmembrane transport. Bases 1 to 2769 code for a protein of 922 amino acids. The transcript has a single exon. Gene Ontology annotation, molecular function: oligopeptide transmembrane transporter activity. The record is from RefSeq and is a predicted model, not a curated record.